Molecule: messenger RNA, 1964 nt
Organism: Castor canadensis (American beaver)
Lineage: Eukaryota; Metazoa; Chordata; Mammalia; Rodentia; Castoridae
Gene: Mocs3
Product: molybdenum cofactor synthesis 3
Biological process (GO): tRNA wobble position uridine thiolation; protein urmylation
Cellular component (GO): cytosol; cytoplasm
Molecular function (GO): adenylyltransferase activity; thiosulfate-cyanide sulfurtransferase activity; URM1 activating enzyme activity
Source: RefSeq, a predicted model, not a curated record
AUUUCCGGAAAAAGUCGCCAUGGCUGCCCUGGAGGACAUACUCGCCUUACAGGCUGAAGUUGCCCAGCGUGAGAAGCAGCUGGAUUCCCUCAAGCAGAGGCUGGCGGCGGCUCUUCUAGCAGAGCAAGAGCCAGAACCGGAACGGCUGGCUGCAAUGUCGCCGUUGCCGCCAAAGCCUUCCCUGUCCCGAGAUGAGAUCCUGCGCUACAGCCGGCAGCUCGUGCUGCCGGAGCUGGGCGUGCAAGGACAGCUGCGCUUGGCGACCGCGUCUGUGCUAAUCGUGGGCUGCGGUGGACUCGGCUGCCCGCUGGCGCAGUACCUGGCAGCAGCCGGCGUGGGCCGCCUCGGCCUUGUGGACUACGACGUGGUAGAGGUGAGCAACCUGGCCCGCCAAGUGCUGCACGGCGAGGCCCUGGCCGGCCACGCCAAAGCCUUUUCGGCCGCCGCCUCGCUGCGCCGCCUCAACUCGGCAGUGGAAUGUGUGCCUUACGUGCAGGCCCUCACGCCGGCCACCGCGCUGGACCUGGUCCGCCGCUACGACGUGGUGGCCGACUGCUCGGACAACGUGCCCACUCGCUACCUGGUUAACGACGCCUGCGUGCUGGCCGGCCGGCCUCUGGUGUCCGCCAGCGCCUUGCGCUUCGAGGGCCAAAUCACAGUCUACCACUAUGCCGGCGGGCCUUGCUACCGCUGCGUAUUCCCCCAACCCCCGCCGGCGGAGACAGUGACCAACUGCGCGGACGGCGGGGUGCUCGGUGUCGUGACAGGAGUUCUAGGCUGCCUGCAGGCCCUGGAAGUCCUGAAGAUCGCUGCGGGUCUGGGUCCCUCCUACAGUGGCAGCUUGUUGCUCUUUGACGCCCUCGGAGGCCUUUUCCGCUGUAUUCGCCUGCGGGGGCGCAGGCUUGACUGUGCAGCUUGCGGGGAGCGGCCCACGGUGACCGACCUGCAGGACUAUGAGGACUUCUGUGGCUCCUCAGCCACCGAUAAGUGCCGCUCCUUGCAAUUACUGAAGCCCGAGGAGCGGGUUUCUGUGACCGACUAUAAGCGACUGCUGGAUUCCGGGGCACCCCACCUGCUGCUGGACGUCAGGCCCCAAGUGGAGGUGGACAUCUGUCGCUUGCCUCAUGCCCUGCACAUUCCUUUGAAACAUUUGGAACGGAGGGAUGCAGAGAGCCUGAAACGCGUACGCGACGCCAUCCGGGAAGUGAAGCGGAGCACAGAGGAAGGGGCCGCCCUUCCCCUCUAUGUGAUUUGCAAACUAGGAAAUGACUCCCAGAAGGCCGUGAGGAUCCUGCAGUCCUUAGCAGCAGCCCGAGAGGUAGACUCUCUGACAGUUCAGGAUGUCGUCGGGGGCCUCAUGGCCUGGGCUGCCAAAAUCGAUGGCACGUUCCCACAGUACUGACGUAACUGGUAGAGUCGACCUGGAUUGCUAGGGUACCCAAGAUACGUUCAUUCGCAUUUCUUCAGUAACAUAGACAGGAGCCGGGGUUUCUCCAGUAUCUGUGACUAUAUGGACUCCUUUUAUAAAUAGCUUUUUAUGUCUUUUUGUUGUUUUAUUGCGGGGCUGAGAUCAAACCCAGGACCUGGCAAAUGUAUGGGAUGACUGAGUGGAUUAUAGUAGUUACCACCUUGUGUUUUCAGCCUUUGGAAGGGGGUCUUGAACAUGUCAGAUAUAAUGGGACAGGAUUGGGUUUUGUUGUUUUUGUUUUUUUUGCAGCACUAGGGUUUGAAUUCAGGGCCUCAUACUUGCUAGGCAGGUGCUGUACCACUUGAGCCAUUCUGCCAACCCGGAUUUUGUAUUUUACAUGGCAGAUCAUUUAUUUGUCUUGCUUCCCCCCCACCACCUCUCUUAAUCAAACAACUAUCUCAAUAGGCCACUUUACCUAUUUUCUGUGAGUUUUUUUUAUUUUUGUUUUGUUUUGGUUUUUUGCAAUGCUGGGUAUUUAUUUAACCCAAGGCCUCAC